Molecule: messenger RNA, 1177 nt
Organism: Solea solea (common sole)
Lineage: Eukaryota; Metazoa; Chordata; Actinopteri; Pleuronectiformes; Soleidae
Gene: mrpl13
Product: mitochondrial ribosomal protein L13
Exons: 7
Coding region: 67-606 (179 amino acids)
Biological process (GO): translation; negative regulation of translation
Cellular component (GO): mitochondrial large ribosomal subunit; ribosome
Molecular function (GO): structural constituent of ribosome; mRNA binding
Source: RefSeq, a predicted model, not a curated record
AACAAACGGACCGUCACUCACGCUGAGGGUCAAAUUUUUUGAGGAUGUUCUGUUAGAAUCGGCGAAAUGUCAAGUUUCUCCAGAUCUGCUCAGCAAUGGGCAACCUUUGCCCGCUCCUGGUUCCUAAUUGAUGCCAGGAUGCAGCCUCCUGGGAAGAUUGCAGCCAUGUGUUCUGUUAGAUUACAGGGGAAACACAAACCUAUUUACCAUGCAAUCAGUGAUUGUGGUGACCAUGUAGUAAUAAUAAACAGCCGACAAAUAGCUUUCUCUGGAAACAAAUGGGAGCAGAAAGUCUAUUCAUCACAUACGGGGUAUCCAGGUGGAUUCAAACAGGUCACAGCUGCCCAGUUACAUCAUAAAGACCCAAAUGCUAUUGUGAAGUUGGCAGUUUAUGGCAUGCUGCCUAAAAAUCUGCACCGGCGAACCAUGAUGCAGCGAUUACACAUCUUUGCUGAUGAUGAGCUGCCCGAGGAAAUUCGUGCCAACCUGACAGAGGAGCUGCCUCAGCCCAGAGAAAUCCCCAGGAAACUCAGCGAGUACUCUCAGGAGGAGAUAGACGCCUUCCCCAGGCUGUGGACACCACCUGACGACUACAAGAUGAAAUGAAAUGAAAUCGAAGCUGCCUGACGUGAUGUCAAUGAAAGAUUUUCACAAUAAUACUUUACCCAACACAGCAGUUUCCUCAAAUGUAUUUAGUGUUAUGAUACAUGUCAAAACCACUGUGAAGGUGCAAUAGGAUUGGAAAAACACACACAAACUGAUUUUCCUCUUAAGGUAAAAUGUUGCAGCAGCACUGGAGUUUUGUUGUAGAAGUGACUUGAUUGACUGGACUUUAUUAAAGUGUCACCAAGUGUAAAUAUGCAAACUCAAAGUCUUGACAGUUGUUUUGGUUUUGACUUGAUCAUAGCAAUGCAGAAUUCAAUAAUUGAGAUUUCAAUAUGCAGCUCAGCUCUGGUCAUAGAAAAUCAGAUUCAGAUUCUGUGUUUUUUUCCCCCUGUGAUUACAUAACCAUGGCAACAUUCAGGUUAUCACUGCGGUUUAGAAGAAGAUAACUUUAUCCUGAGCUUUUUUGUUUUUGUUUUUGUCCUUGUCCGAUAAUUUCCAAUAUUGGUGUCAAAUAUAAAUCUGUUCUUUUUUUAUUGGAAUUGUAAAAUGGGCUAAUAAACAAUUAACAUGU